CAAAAUGUAAAGCACUUGCAGAUCCAAGUUGGCAGUAAAACGGUGCGUUUAGAGUCGUGUUCCUUCCUCCCAACUGUGCGAGUGUAACAGCGUGUGUGGAUCUAUCCCACUGGUAGAAGAAGAAGAAGAUGCAGUGGUACUUGGUCGCUACGCUUCUCACCGUUCUCACCAGUUCUCAGGGAAUAUUAACUACCCUAUCUCAAAGCAACGGAGCUUAUAAAUAUGAUUAUGCAACUGUUCCAUUUCUCGCCGAGGUUUUUAAGCUUGCUGUUUCAAGUUUGUUACUGUGGAAGGAAUGUCAAAAGUCACCUCUUCCAAAGAUGACAACGGAUUGGAAAACAGUGUCUUUGUAUCCAAUUCCUUCGAUUAUAUAUCUGAUUCAUAAUAAUGUUCAGUUUGCUACACUCACAUAUGUGGACACUUCCACAUAUCAGAUAAUGGGUAAUUUGAAGAUUGUUACCACUGGAAUACUAUUCAGGCUUUUCUUGGGGAGGAGGCUUUCUAACUUGCAGUGGAUGGCAAUUGUGCUGUUGGCUGUUGGAACAACCACAAGUCAGGUCAAGGGCUGUGGAGAGGCUUCCUGUGACUCCGUUUUCUCAGCACCAAUUCAGGGUUACAUGUUAGGAGUUCUAUCUGCUUGUCUCUCAGCAUUAGCUGGAAUUUAUACUGAGUUUUUGAUGAAGAAAAACAACGACAGCUUAUACUGGCAGAAUAUGCAGUUGUACACGUUUGGUUCAAUUUUCAAUUUGGCACGACUUAUUGUGGAUGAUUUCAGAGGUGGGUUUGAAAACGGGCCCUGGUGGCAACGUAUUUUCAAUGGAUACACUGUCACUACCUGGCUGGUAGUAUUAAAUCUAGGGUCUACUGGUCUUUUGGUUUCAUGGUUAAUGAAACAUGCUGAUAAUAUUGUAAAGGUCUAUUCCACGUCCAUGGCAAUGCUGCUGACAAUGAUUCUAUCAAUAUUCCUCUUCACCUUCAAACCUACGCUGCAGCUUUUCUUAGGAAUUAUUAUUUGUAUGAUGUCUCUACACAUGUAUUUUGCCCCACCAAAUGUGCUCUUAGAUAUGCCAUUAACAGUUAAAUCAGAUGAAGAGAGGCUCAUUGAAGUUUCUGUUGAUAGGAGACCACAUUCUUGAUGUAUAUUGACAUCUGACCACAACACUUUGGUUUUUCCUAGAAGGCCUAUUAAAGUAAUCUGUUCUAUAGCAGAGUUGCAGAAUAUUAUUUCAAUCUGCAAUGGUUCAAUGAUUUCAAAAAGCAUGGGAUUCUUCAUUCGAACGACUUUGUCUCUAUACGGAUAUUAGCUAAUUUAAACAUCCCAUGUAUUGAAGGAAAAGAUGGUUUUAACCUUUAAUGAAAUGCAGUAAAUGUGAUUCACUCGAAAAGUGGAUGUUGUCUUUUGGAUUUAGGCAAAGUCUUUAACUUCUCUCUGCGGGUACUGAUAGGGUGCUACCCAAAUACCCAUUGACCCUAUGGCACAAGUAGCCAGCCACCACAUGUACUCUAUAUUUCUAACCUGUUGCUGUACGAGCUAAACAAUUUUUCACCAUCAUUAAUUUGAAUAUCCUUGAUUUACAGUUUGAUGAUAA
Molecule: messenger RNA, 1589 nt
Organism: Cicer arietinum (chickpea)
Lineage: Eukaryota; Viridiplantae; Streptophyta; Magnoliopsida; Fabales; Fabaceae
Product: CMP-sialic acid transporter 1
Biological process (GO): pyrimidine nucleotide-sugar transmembrane transport
Cellular component (GO): Golgi membrane
Molecular function (GO): pyrimidine nucleotide-sugar transmembrane transporter activity
Source: RefSeq, a predicted model, not a curated record